AUGCAACAGGAACAUCUUGUGGAGGCCAUCGUUACCAUGGCUCGGGUGCUCGACUACCGUGCGCUGGAGGAGCUUAACAUGCGUCUCUCGAAAAUGCUUGCGAACGACAUGUACGUGCCGCAUCGCGGCAGAGGUGGCAUGGGUGUUGGUGGCGGACCGUCGUCAUUUAGGGGAGGCCACCGCGGCGAACACAAUCCCUUCAAUCAGCAACGCCAUCAUAUGGACCACCAUCAGCAGCAGCAUCGCGGUGGUGGUAGGGGAUUCUCCGGCGGCUUUCCGCACGAGCGCCGCCGCUACGACGACUAUAGGGAUGGCCCCGGCUACGGUGGGAAUGGCGACGCCAUGCAGGCCCCGCUGCACCACCAUCGCGGCGGCGGCGGCGGCGGCCGGGGACGCGGCGGCGCCGCCUGCGACAUCCCACCGCCCUCGUCGUACCGCAACGUCGACAGCAGCCAGGAAAACCGCAACUGGGCGACGAGUGCGGAGGACGCGGCGGCGGCCGGCGAAGGGGAGAAGGAGCAGCAGCAGCAGCGCAAGCCGGCGGUUUCCCGCCGCGGCCGGCGUCGCCCAAAUAUGGGCGGCGGUGAAAAGGAGUAG
Messenger RNA from Trypanosoma conorhini, 597 nucleotides. RefSeq lists its product as uncharacterized. The record is from RefSeq and is a predicted model, not a curated record. Lineage: Eukaryota; Euglenozoa; Kinetoplastea; Trypanosomatida; Trypanosomatidae. Bases 1 to 597 code for a protein of 198 amino acids. The transcript has a single exon.